AUGGAGCAGACUGAAAAACCGAAAGCCCAGGCUGAUAAAGUGGGACUCUCGGAAAAGAUAAAGCUCUGCCUUUCAGAGAAAACGCUACCAGCUCCCACUGAUCGCAGAAAGUUUGACCAUGACUUUGCCAUCUCCACCUCCUUCCAUGGGGUGCAUAACAUUGUCCGGAACCGGAGUAGAAUUCGCAAGGUGAUCUGGUUGCUGGUGGUUCUGGGCUCCGUCGGGCUCCUGGUCUGGCAGAUCUACAGCCGUCUGGUCAACUAUUUCAGGUGGCCCACCACUACCUCUAUGGAGGUGCAGUAUGUGGAGAAGAUAGAGUUCCCGGCUGUGACCUUCUGUAAUUUAAACAGGUUCCAAGCAGAAGCUGCAGCCACAUUUGGCAUUAUUUUUUUCUUAUGGAAUAUUGUAUCCAAAGUCCUUCAUCUUCAGGAAAUCAAUACCAACUCCACUGGCUCUAAAGAGGCUAUUGAUUUUCUUGCAAGUGAGCAAAACUUCAGCAUUACACAGUUUGUCAAGAAAAAUGGUUUUUAUCUUGACAGUAGCACUUUAUUGGAAUGUGACAUUUUUGGAAAGCCAUGUGGCCCAGAGGAUUUUGCACAUGUCUUCACUGAAUAUGGAAAUUGUUUUACUUUUAAUCAUGAUGAAAAUACCCAAGCAAAGGAAAAAGUGAGUGUUUCUGGAAGAGGCUUAAGCUUGCUCUUCAAUGUCAAUCAGGAGGAGUUUACUGAUGACCCAACGCUUGGCUUCAUCGAUGCUGGGAUCAUCUUCAUUAUCCAUUCACCCAUGAAGGUGCCGCAGUUUGAUGGUUUGGGCUUGUCGGCACCUGUGGGAAUGCAUGCACGGGUGACUAUCAGCCAGGUGAAGACAGUCCAUCAAGAACAUCCUUGGGGAGAAUGCAACCCUCACAUGAGGCUGCAGAAUUUCAGGACCUACAGCACCUCUGGCUGCUUGCAGGAAUGCAAAGCUUGGCACAUAGAGAAGCAGUGUGGAUGUCUGCCUUUCCUGCUUCCUGGAAAUGGGAUAGAGUGUGACCUACAACAGUUUUACCACUGUGUGUCUCCUGUACUCGACUACAUCGAAGUUGAGGGAUUAUGUACAAUGGGAACACAUAAUUCUAGCUGCCCUGUUCCUUGUGAAGAAACAGAAUAUCCUGCUACUAUUUCUUAUUCUACUUUUCCAAGUCAAAGAGCUUUGAAACAUCUUUCCAAGAAGUUGAAUCAAAGCCAGCAAUAUAUCAGGGAGAAUCUUGUGAACAUUGAAAUAAACUAUAGUGACUUAAACUAUAAGAUAACCCAGCAGCAAAAAGCAGUGAGUGUGUCUGAGUUACUUGCAGAUGUUGGUGGUCAGCUGGGCCUAUUUUGUGGGGCCAGUGUGAUUACAAUUAUAGAAAUUAUUGAGUAUAUAUUCACCAAUUUCUACUGGAUAUGCAUUUUGUUCUUGCUGAAGAUCCCUGAAAUGACCCAGGGGGCUCCUGAAACCCAGAAUCAUUUGGAGAAUAAAAACAGCAUACAGGAAUGCUGA
This is a messenger RNA of Hippopotamus amphibius kiboko, 1521 nucleotides long. It is a transcript of the gene ASIC5, whose product is annotated as acid sensing ion channel subunit family member 5. The coding region runs from base 1 to 1521 and encodes 506 amino acids. NCBI's taxonomy places the organism in Eukaryota, Metazoa, Chordata, Mammalia, Artiodactyla, Hippopotamidae. Gene Ontology annotation, molecular function: ligand-gated sodium channel activity. Gene Ontology annotation, cellular component: membrane. Gene Ontology annotation, biological process: sodium ion transmembrane transport. The transcript is spliced from 10 exons. The record is from RefSeq and is a predicted model, not a curated record.